Molecule: messenger RNA, 9159 nt
Organism: Xenia sp. Carnegie-2017
Lineage: Eukaryota; Metazoa; Cnidaria; Anthozoa; Malacalcyonacea; Xeniidae
Product: zinc finger ZZ-type and EF-hand domain-containing protein 1-like
Molecular function (GO): calcium ion binding; zinc ion binding
Source: RefSeq, a predicted model, not a curated record
GUGAUAUCAACCCAGAAUACAUGGCGUAACUCUCAAUAAAUAUGGCGGCUUGCUGUGUAAUCUUUCAUAAGUAAAAGUGAAAAAAGAAAAAUGGGAAAUUUGCCUUCAAAUACGAGCAACGACAGUGACGACGACGAUGGAAAUUUAUUACAGGAUAUCACCGACAUAAGCAAUGUGAUAAAAGAUGAUCUUGAUAAUAGUUUUGAUUUGGGUGGGCUGUUUAAUCACAAACUUCUACGAGAGGCAACAUCCAAAACGAAAGAGGAGCCCACAGUUUCAAUACUUCAGCAGCAUCAUAGUCAGCUGUUACGCUGGGUUGAAGAAAGACGAUCUAGACAUGAAGAAGCAAUUACUUUGUCACAAUUUAUUGACAUGUUGAGUGAUCGAAGUGUAAGCAAAGAUGAUGCAACGGAAUUGUUCAAUCAGUUUGACGUAGAAGGUGAUGGUGUUCUUGAUCCUGAUUUUUUACAUAAUGCUCUUGUAUCAUCUGGGACAAUGCAUGCACAGAAAGGAGAAUUACGUUCAUCUCUCAAGACAUUGAAAGCAUGUUCAAUAUGUCCAGGAAUAAUUGAUGCAUUUGUUGCAAAUAAACAUUCAAUUUCUGACCAUGGGAAACGCCUUUUAAAGGUGAUUUUACGCAAUCGAGCUCCAAGUCCAUCCAUUCAGACGCCUGUAAUUGAAGGAUUUUGUAACACAACAGAAAUGAGAUUAAAAGUUUUAAAUUCUCAUUUGAAGGUUAUAAAGGAUAAAGCUGAGUUGAAGAAAAUUGAACCAUCGUGUGAAGCGGGAGAGUAUCUUCGUCCUUUGACCAAAUGUUUUAGUUCAACUGAAACAUCCAGCAACAAGGCUGAUGCCUUCAGGUUAACGAAUGGAGAUAGUAAUACUUACUGGCAAUCUGAUGGUCCAGCUAGAUCACACUGGAUUAGAUUACGAAUGAGAUCAAAUGUUGUUGUAAAAGAGCUUUCCAUCAACGUAGCGUCCGCUGACCAAAGUUACAUGCCACAACGAGUUAUUGUCUCAGGAGGUCGUGACGAAAUGAAUAUGAGAGAACUAAAUGAUGUUAGGAUCCCUAGUCAUGUUACGGGGAGUGUUAUGUUACUGGAAAAUGUCAAAAUGCCCUAUCAUGUCAUACAGAUCAACAUCAGACGUUGUCAUAGUGAUGGUUGCGAUACCAGAAUACGUGGUGUUACGGCUAUCGGUUACAGAGUUGUAAAAACAAAAGGUGUAAGUGUUGCUGAUGCGACAGCAGUUUGGUAUGUUUCCGUUCUCACAACUACUGCAACAAUGGCUAUGCCCGUAGCUCCUCAACUAAGAGAGAAAAUCUUAGAACAUACUCGAACCACCUUAAGUCACAUGAGCCCUCUGGCAUUAUCACCGACGUCGCCAGUACGACCUGCCUACAUUAGUUCAAGUGUCUUGGAUGAAAUGGAGAAGUUUCUUUUUAUGUUAGCUAGUCACGAUAACGUGGUAGAUUCAGAAGGAUUGCAGUUGUUGAUGGAGUUUUCGUUGGUUCGUGGUAAUUUAGGCGGGAUAUUUCAAGUUCUCAAGCUUCUUCAUGAUAACAAACACCUUACGUUUACUGCUAAAACCAUUGUCUCCUCUCUUGUUAAACAACACGAGAAAGCAAUCCUUAAACACGGUGGAAAAUUGCCUGCGGGGUUUGUUGGUUGUGACGGAGGCUGUAAGGAUGAAAAUUCUCGCCCUAAAAAUGUUUUAACGGAGAACUGGACGACAGAAGCUUAUUACUCUGAAAUUGGAACUUUAAAUGUGAACAUGGCCUUUAAUAGUGAAAACUUAACUACCGUUCAAUUGACAAAAAUUACCCUUAAGGUUUGUAAAGGUGGCAUGGGUCCUCGCUGUGGUUUUGUUUUCAUGCAUAAUGCCGUGCAGAUUAACAAUGGUGAACUGGACGUUGGUUAUUUGGACGAGUACAAUGACUGGGAUUACACCAAGUAUCAAGACUACCUGAAAAGAACUCAAGGUUGCCAUGCAAAAGAAAAAGAACCUGUUGCUUCAUUUUACUUAGACAGUGAAUGGGAUGAAAUUGAAGUACAUCUUGAUAAACCAGCUAUUGGAAAGUUCAUCAUUAUGAAAUUUACGGGAACACGUGACCCAAAAGCGGAACGAAUGGGAAUUCUAGGAAUACAGUUUUAUGGUUAUGAAAAGACUUACGAUGAAAUGGAGGAAAGUGAAACCUGGAAAACGUUGACAAUGUUGCCUGAAAACGAACAAGUGUCCGGAUCAACACUUUUACUUCAAGUUCUUUUAUUCUUGGAUUGCAUGGCAAAAGAUCUUAAGGCUCAAACAAAAAGGAAAAACGAGGCAGAUGUAAAUGAAAAGGAAGCGAAGCUAGAUAUGAGUAAAAUCUCAUUGAAACAAAUCUGGGACGUGUACACAUCAAUAAAUGCGAGUGAAAACGAAGACACGGUGUUUGCUUGUAGUCUUGUGUUGAGAUUGUUUCACCAAGCCUUGCCUUAUCUCAAACAUGAUGCCAACGAGAAAGUUAACGGAGAUGUUAAAGAAUUGUCAGGUCACGUGUUUCAGCAUCUUUGCAACAUCGUUGAUGAUAAAACAGGGAAAUAUCAUCCGAAAAUCACAGAUGUUGCAAAGAAUAUAAUUUUAGAUGGGACCGAAGUAUUUUUCCGCGACGCAAAAACAAGACGAGAUCAUCUUCUAUGUAUGGUCGACGACGUGAUGGAAGAUAGUCAACUACCAUCUUUGGCUUUGACCUUUGAAUCACUGUGCAAAUUCUUCAGUAACAAAGACGCCAGUGGUCUGCUUGGUUUACCGAACACAUUUACAAAGACUGUUUUUGAACCUCGGUCAGUUCUCUCUGUGAUGUCAACUUUGGUAUCCGUAGCUUAUCAAGAGUGUGAAACAGCUCUACAUUGUGAUUUUGAUAAAAAUAAAGAAAAUAAAACAUCAAGCUUGGUUCAGCUACUCAGUGCGAUGCAGAAAAGUCUAUUGACGUGGGUGAAACAGCAGGUUGAGACGAACAACGUUGAAUGGAAGGAAAUUGCCUUUCUUAUUGUCGAGAAAUAUGUAAAAUUGAUUGCAGAGAAAAUAACGCGUGCAUUGUCUGUGAUUGGAAAGUGCGAAAAAAAGGACGAAGCUAUUUCAAUCAUGGAAAAUUCAUUUAUCUCACAUACCUUUAGACAAAUGGUUUUGUUUCUUAACACUUUCUCAUUGGUGGAUGAAUUGUGUCUGAUUCUCUUACAUAAUCUUUAUCCUGUUGCUGUUGAGAUCAGAAAUAUUGCCGAAAAGCAACCAAGAUAUUUUAAAAAGUCCAAUAUUUUGGAAGACUUGAGUGGUGAUCGUGUAAUUCUUAGAAGUUGGGAGAUGGAAUCCUCUCAUAAUUAUGAGAACAAUCAAAAUUUUACGCGGGUGUUUUCAUGUCCUGGUUGCAGCGAAUUUCUCGUUCAGUUUGAUCCUAGAUGUGAAACAGAACGAAGAUAUGACUAUCUGGAGUUCACUGAUUCUAACGGAGUGAAGAAAAGAUUUGAUCAAAAAGUUGGUACUGAGAAAUGGCCGACGGAGGUUGAAUUUAACUGUGGCGACAAACUUAGUUUUCUCUUCCAUUCAGACGGCAGUAACAAUGAGUGGGGAUACAAAUUUACGGUUACUGCACGUGAUAUGCCUCUAUCUUGGCUAUUUGACCUACAGUUGGGUCUUGCCAGCUUAUUUGGUCUUUUUUGCAGCUCUUUAAUGGCCGCCAACUCAAAAAACAGUAAAAAAGACGAACAAACGAAAGUCGAUGGCGAUGGCUGUUUAUUGCAGAGUAACAUUUGGACAACUUUAUUUCGUGCUGGUAUUACUAACAAUGGUAAAUUACAGAGAUCUUUGUCUGGGCAUCAUGCAACAACUUUUAGUGAUGACCAUCAAGUUUACAAGUUUGCUAAAGAUAUCGCAACCGAAGAAUCAGGAAAUGCCUACGAACUUUUGAAAAGAUUUCAGGAAUCCAGUAAUACUCCUCGAGUUGGAGGAGCUAAAGUUGAUGAAGCUAUAAGAUGCGUGUUCGCCGCCCUUGUAUGGCAUUCUCAACGACUUCGUGAUGAACUUGUCUUAUUUGCUUCAGAUUGUCCCCCAGAGACAAUACCUGCAGGGAUCUCUGAAGCCUAUAAGACUGCUGAAUCAUUGCGAAUGGGUUUGGUGGAAGCACGACAGAAAUUGAUCAUUGAAGCUGAAGAAGGGAAACAAAAAAAUGGAAAAAUCAUUGAUCCCGAUGAAGUUGUAACCAGUUGCAAAGAGAAAGCUUUAUUUCUGUUAAAGUUUUCAGGAUUAACAAGAAUUGCUUCAUCGACUGAUAUAAAAGAAACUCAUGAUGUUGUCAAUUCAAACAAGAAAAAUGCUUUUCAUCGAAUUUCAAUCCAUCGGAGACGUCAGACAAAAUCAUCAGAAGACACCAACAAGACUUCACAUAAAUAUCCAUCCUUUAGGCUUAUUGUUGAUUUUGUUUCAAACAAUAAUUAUUCCCACACUCGUAUCGAGUCUCUGCUCCACGAAAGAAAAAAACUGGCAAAUAGCUUACAUGAAGUUUACUUGUUUGCCGCUGAAUAUAUUCGACUGUACUCAAGACCAGAUAUAUUCCAGGCUCCGGUGGUAAUUUUCCUUCAACAAAUGCUUGUUCAUCAAAAGUUGUAUCCACGUCAUUACGGCGACAAUCUGGAUGGUUGUGGAUUGGAACUAGAAGGUCGAGUAAGAAAGUCAUAUUAUACUUUUCUGAGAAGGUUACUGGAAAGUGUUCGUUCAUUUGAUGGUGAUGCCGAAGAUGAGAGCUCUCGAUCGAAAUCAUUCAUCUGCAUUCGUGCGUUUUUACUUCACUUUCUCGACAUUGAGUGGAAAUCAUAUGAUCUUGCCUUCCUCAAUGAAACAAAUCUACCAGAAUUCUUCUUGAAAACUUCUAAAGCAACAAUAAGUGCUCUUCAGCAAUGCAACUCCGAGCUGUCCGACCAACGAGAAUUAGAUGAAUAUAAGGAAAAUAUGGCUUGGAAAGAGCAAGCGACAAAAGGUUUUAAUGAAUGGUGGGAAGCCAUGCAAAGUAAAGUGAAUAAUCCUGAUGAAAAAAGAAGAUUACAUCUGUUUCUCAGUCGUUACGCUGAGCUUUUUGAUGUCGACGUAUUCUGUGAUGGUUGCAAACUUCCUUUAACUCGCUCUCGUUAUCGCUGUCUUAACUGCUUUGAAAUUGAUCUAUGUUCGACAUGUUAUACAGGCAAUGUUAGACCCAAUGGACAUUCGAGUGAUCACGAAGUUGUAGAAAUGAGAUGGAAAUGUGAUGGUUGUGAUGGCUUUAUUAUUGGAACUCGUUUCAACUGUACUGUUUGUCAUGAUCUUGAUUUGUGUUUAGGAUGUUACACUGCAAAUGUUUGGCCUGAACGUCAUUCUGCUUCACAUUCAAUGAAAAAAUUUACCAAGAAAAUGGGACUGUCAAUUCAUCAAAGAAUCCCUGCUUAUACUCAUACGCAUUCUUGGUUUCAAUUUACUUCGCUUUCCCUUUCUCUCGCUAAUGCACUUAAUGAUCCUGGAUCUAGUGAUGCAUAUGGAGAUUACAUGUACACAACAGGAAUACUCCACGGCAAAUGUCUUUCUUUGAUGGUUAAAUGUCUCAACGAAGCUCUUAAUGUCGCUAAAUUUGAAAAGCAACAAGAGGAACAACGUAAAGCGGCCUUGUUGAAGGAUUCACUGUUAAAAAAUACCGACGCUACGGCAUCAUCCACCGUCGGCGCAACUGGCAAAACUAAUGUUUCUAAAAAGUCAGAUGAAAUAAACUCUGAUGUAUCGAAAUCCAAGUCUACUUCAGCCAUAAACGAUAAACCCUCAGAUAUUGAAAAGUCUAACUUCUCGGAAACAAAAACUGAUGUUGCUUCAAACUCCGAGACUUCUAUAGACAUUACUAAGGACAUCCCUCAUCAACCAUCGUUUACAUCAGAUAUCCCAAUACAUCCUACGGCAACACCUGAUGCAUCUCACUCAAGUGUCGUUCAGUCUCAAAGAUCCCAAUCCUAUCCUGAUGAUGAAUCAAUCGUAUCAAAGAAAGAAUCUCUUGAAGUUGAGCCUUCGGCCUCUGGGUCAGAGGUUACUACUUUGACGGAUGCCUCCGAUAAAACACUUACCAUGAAUACGCUCGCCGAUAUUCUCCAAGGAGAUGAUAGCGUUCCUUUGUCAUUGGUGAAUAAUGGUGAAAGCUCAGUUAGUGAUGGUUGGGUGAAGUUAACUGAAGAACAACUAAACGCUCUCUUUGUAAAAGAAACACUUGAAAGUCUUUUGGGAUUGUUAGGAGCCAUGUUACCAAAAGACUCCAAGCUCACACAUUGGACAAGUUGUAAUCCAAACGCAGAACAAUUUUUGAUAACUGAGCUCAUUCCUGUGCUUCUAAAGAUGGCAAGGUCUCCUGAUGUUUUGUUCACUCACAGAAAUAUGACCAUUGCUGUUUUAGGAAAAUAUUUACAAUGUAUCUCACCGGAGUUGUGUGAUAGGCUGAGCGCACCCGAGAAAGGCAAAGAAAAUGAAAGCGACAAUCUGUGUUUUAAUGAUUUAUGUGGAAAGGAUAUGAUAGAAUCGUUGUUCCAGUUCGGUGCUGGAUGUCUUGCAAGAUCUGAUCUUGAGUCAGCUUCAAGUGUCGCAUCUUGCCUUCAACAUUUAAGUCAGUCGUUGCUAUGGCAACCAAGCAUAACGUAUCACGUGACGCAGUCUCUCACAGCGCUUACAGAAAAUUCUGAGCAUCCACAAUUAGGAAACAUCUUUGGUGUGUUAGUGUUUGCUGGCUUUCCCAAUGUUAUUCAAAUUGGAUCUCGUGUUUUGAUGAAGAAUCAGAGUAGUUUAGGAAAAGAAGGAAUUGCUUUAUCUUAUUCAAGUAGCAAUGGAACAGCUGUUGUUGCUGAUACAAAAACAAGAAAAAGAAUAAGCAUUAAAGAAUCCAAUCUACAAGAAAUGUCCGUUUUUGUGGAGUUCCAAAGUAGUUCCCAGUUUUCAACACUACUCGCUAUUGCGCAAGAUAUUUUACUUGCAUUAAAUGGGGAGAAUGAAGUAUCCAUUGAACGAAUGUGGGUUUUGUAUUUGGUUUUGAAAGCGAUAUUAUCAAAUUUGAAAGGAAGUAAAGCUACAGAAUUACGAAAUGAUAUAAUGAAAAGUUCUCUUCUUCCCUCAUUGUUUGCAUUAGCGUCUCAAGGUACCGACUUAAGUCGAAUGUGGCUUCUCAGAGACCUUGAGAUUUUGUCGAUUAAAUUGUACAAGAAGCAACUUGAUGGAUCUAGGAAACUUCCUAAACUCGAGUUGAUACGAAGUGAUUCUGAAACUAAAGAAUCAAGUGCAGUUCAAGCGACAAAUGAACCUUUACGAGCUCUUCUUCUGAGUUUCCAAGAAGCGAUACAAGCCCCUAUGGCUUUAUUGGAAACAAUAUUGCCCAGAAAUGAUCAGGCGAGGUUAAUGGAGGAGGUUCAUCGCAGUUUGCGUGAAGAGGCUGCAAUACGUCGUUCUCAUACUCAAUCAAGUCCUAAUGAAGAAAUUCCUGAGGCAGAUGAUACUUCCAUUGAUUUGGGUGUCGUUCGCUAUUCCCCAGCUGAAUUACGACCGAAAACAUUUAAAGCGAAGGAAGAAGAUCAGAAAACGUGCGAAAAGUUAAUGCCUUUUUUCACAGAACAGGAAGUAAUCGAGAACCAAAGAUCUUUAGCCAGGUUGAAGUCUGGAAAUCUUCUGAGGACAGAAAUGGACAAAGAUUCCCCUCCUGAAAUGAUAAAAAAGGUCAAUAAAGCAUUGUGCAUUCUUUAUACCCGUCACGUGAUCAGUCGACUGUUGGCGGAAUGGCCCGAGGAUAUAGCUCUGACGUCAGACGUACUAAACGAUGGAGAUGAGGUGCAAUUAAUUGGUAUCUUGGAUCUUAUACAGAGAAUUGAAACGAAAGAAGAUUUUGAAAAGGUCGUGACUCGAGUUGUGAGUCGAGGUGAAGCGAAGUUAAUACAACCAUUAUCUCUUACUGCUGCUCAUUGCAUGGGAGAAGUUGAAUUAUCAUCGGAGACAAGAGAGACGGAGCAUUCUUACAAGAACGAUCUUCAUAAAGAGGACAAAGUUCAUAUUCCUGGUGCUGCUACAUUGAGCAUAAAAUUUGAUCCGAGGUGUUCAACUGAAGAGGGUUGUGACACAUUAAUAAUGUCUUCCUCACCCAACUAUACAGACAAUAAACGUGAAUUUAGCGGUCAAAGUAGCUGGAUUGACUUUGAAAUACCAGGUGACACGUUGUAUUUUGUUUUUCAAUCUGACUCCACAAAUACAGACUGGGGUUGGAAAUUUACCGUCACUGGUGGACAACUUGGAAGAUUUGAGACUGGAUAUACCAUAUUGAAAGCUCUUUUGGUUCCUGACCUUGACUUAGCCAGAUCGCUGCCUUUAAAGAAACUGUGGAAGUGGUUGGUUUCUGUAGCCUGUAGUCAAACUGGCGAACAACGCUUAAUGGUGACUGGUUUGUUACUGAGAGUUCUUCUUGUAUCAAGUAAUGUUCCAGUGAACGAGAGACCAGAGUUGAAUCUUUUAAACUCACUUUGGGCUUUAUACUCUAACAUGUUGGAAAAAGAGACAAGUGGUGUACCGUCGUCCCUUGUUCCACCAGCUGUUCGUGGGCUCACAGAGCUCUUCCUAGUUGUUGAGAAUCUAGCUCAGGAAUGGGGUAUUGCUGAAGAACUAAUUGUAGGACUGACCACAGACGAAGCAUUGAAACGCUGUUUUACUCAAGCUGUCUGGAAUGUUGGUGCCAUUGGUGCAGCUAUAGGUCUACCUAACAAGGCUACUGAAGCGUUGAAGCAAUCAAUAGCUACCACAUCAACAACAGAUGAACACAAGAAGAGCGGAAAAACAAAUUCUACGAAGAAACCAAUUCCACGAUCUUCUUUGAUUGAUCCCUUGGGCAGUAGCAGCCACGUUCGGUUAGGAGGGAUAUAUUAUGGUAGCAGCGACACAAGCACGGAUUCAGACGACUCUUUCAGUGAUGGCGACGACGACGACGAUAUUAGUGGCAGCGAAAACAUCUUGUAGUUUUUGUGAGCGCUUUAUAUUCAAAAUAAUUAACGCCAUGGAUUUGGACGUUUGAAAGAGCGUGGCUUCAACGUAUGUAAAGUCAGUCACUCUCAGAGAAUUAAAGUCGAUGGGAUUAAAUUCUUUAAAAGAUCAUAA